Messenger RNA from Saccharomyces cerevisiae S288C, 387 nucleotides. RefSeq lists its product as uncharacterized. Bases 1 to 387 code for a protein of 128 amino acids. The transcript has a single exon. Gene Ontology annotation, cellular component: membrane. Lineage: Eukaryota; Fungi; Ascomycota; Saccharomycetes; Saccharomycetales; Saccharomycetaceae. The record is from RefSeq and is marked reviewed.
AUGAACAGUGCUACCAGUGAGACAACAACCAAUACUGGAGCUGCUGAGACAACUACCAGUACUGGAGCUGCUGAGACGAAAACAGUAGUCACCUCUUCAAUUUCAAGAUUCAAUCAUGCUGAAACACAGACGGCUUCCGCGACCGAUGUGAUUGGUCACAGCAGUAGUGUUGUUUCUGUAUCCGAAACUGGCAACACCAAGAGUCUAAUAACUUCCGGGUUAAGUACUAUGUCGCAACAGCCUCGUAGCACACCAGCAAGUAGCAUAAUAGGAUCUAGUACUGCCUCUUUAGAAAUCUCAACCUACGUUGGUAUUGCCAAUGGUCUGUUGACCAAUAAUGGCAUAAGUGUUUUUAUUUCCACCGUAUUGCUGGCAAUCGUAUGGUAA